AUGCCAAAGCGAGUUUGGGGUCAAGGCUGUGGUCAUCCAAGCAGUAGGGAUUUCCAGGCGUCAGGGUACUAUAUUGUGCUGUCACUGAUACAAAUCGUCAAGGACAUUGGAGUCGUCGACGACAGCAUUCGUCUAGUCAAGGAAACCGUCCAACAGCUCGGUGGGCUUGACAUCAUCAUUAACAAUGUCGGUUGGACCAGAUUCGCCAACUUCGGCGAUAUCAAUGACCUGACUCAUGAUGAAUGGAACAAGUGCUGGUCUAUCAAUGUUAUGUCCCAAUUGGUGUUGAUGCAGGAGGCUGCUCCUAUCUUCAACGCCAAUCCAGAAGGUGGUGUCUUCAUCAUAUCUUCGUCGGUUGCUGGAAAGUCUUGUAGCGGAAGCAGCAUGGGCUAUUCCGUCACCAAAGCCGCUGGCCUCCAUCUCAUGAAAUGCCUAGCGUCCACGCAGGGCCCAAAGAUCAGGAUCAAUGCUGUAUUGCCGGGGCUUCUGUUAACGGAGUGGGGCCUCAGAUAUGGCGAAGAGCGGAUUGAGGCCACUAAAAACAGGGCCGCCUUGAAGCGCGAGGUUGGUUCUGUUCAAACCUUAUCUUUUCCAGUCUCACACGAAUAG
Capronia coronata CBS 617.96 is the source of this 609-nucleotide messenger RNA. RefSeq lists its product as uncharacterized. Gene Ontology annotation, molecular function: oxidoreductase activity. The record is from RefSeq and is a predicted model, not a curated record. NCBI's taxonomy places the organism in Eukaryota, Fungi, Ascomycota, Eurotiomycetes, Chaetothyriales, Herpotrichiellaceae. The coding region runs from base 1 to 609 and encodes 202 amino acids. The transcript is spliced from 4 exons.